AUGUCGAUCAUAGUUGAAGCGGUAAAGUUCUUUAUUCGGACGCAAAUGUACUCCAGAUACAUUAAAAAAAUAACUAAUGAUCGGCAUAACGAUGGCGAUCAUUUGGUAGACAUUGACAGGUUAGAUCCUCUACAGAUAACUUGUGGCCAAGAAAACAAUGCCUUUCAUGUUGCAGUGAAAUGGGGAGUUAGCCCUCAAGCUGAUCGGGUCCAAACCUUGCUAAGGGAUUACCCCUUACUUGCCUAUCAGCCGAACAAUAAAGGCGACACCCCGCUACAUGUGGCGGCAAGGUUAGGGCAUGAGAGCUUCGCUGUGGUUCUGAUAGAACAUGCAAGGGCAGCAGCAGCAGGCCAUAGUGUUGACUACUACAGAGAUGUGCUGAGCAAGGUAAAUACGAAGGGAAACACAGCUCUUCAUGAAGCUGUACUCAACGGUCACUUCCAAAUUGCGAAGCGGUUGAUCGAGGAACACCCAGGUUUGACAGAUUUUGUAAAUGAGGCUGGGGAAUCUCCUCUCUUUCUGGCCGUAGAAGGACAAUUUUAUGAUAUUGCUUCCAUCAUUUUGGACACUAAUCCAACAUGCUCUCUGUUAGGAGGGAGCGGCAUGACUGUCAUGCAUGCUGCUGUCAUUUGUUCGUCCCCUUUUUAUGUAAAAGUUGGUGAAUUGAGGUUUUUGAGAAGUGUUACAAAGGGUUUUGACGAAUUUGUUAAAAAAGUGCUGGAGAGAUGUGGAUCCGAGAUUUUAGAAAGAGCAGAUGAGUAUGGAUGGAUGCCUCAUCACCAUGCUGCAAACAUCGGACAAUCAGAAAUCUUUAAACUAUUUUUGGAGGCCAAAAGAUCUCUUGCUUACAUCAAAGAUAAACAAGGUAUGAAUGCUCUUCACAUCGCCGCAAGAAAAGGAUACACAGAAGUCAUCAGAACAUUGUUAGAAGAAUGUCCAGAUAUUGCUGAGCUGUUGGACAAUAGAGAGCGAACUGCUCUUCACAUUGCUGUUGAACACAAACAGCUUUCUGUGGUACGUACUUUGUCACAUGAGAGAGCUUUCAUUGAUCUUAUAAAUGAGCAAGACAAUGAGGGAUAUACAGCUCUACAUGUAGCUGCUCUCCAUUGUCACCAUAGAAUUUUUUUGUGUUUAGCAAGUAAUAGGAGUACCAACAAGAGAAUCAUCAAUAAGAUGGGAGCGACUGCGUUUCAGAUUUUUGCGGGCCGUUCAAAAAUACUUGGUAAACUUGGGAAGUUUGCAGCUAUAUAUAAAGUGUAUCAGAAAUUCCACCUUCUAACUUUACAAUUAAUGGCACGGUAUCCUAGAGAAAGUGACGAAACGUAUGAAGAAACCCUAUCAAAAAUGACUCAAUCUGAACUACAGGAAAAAAAUAAGGAACAAGAUGUAAAGCACAUGCAAAACAUGAACUUAGUGGUGUUGACACUGAUUACAGGUGCUGCAUUUCAAGCAGCCAUUACCAUGCCAGGGGCUGGGAAGUAUGGCACUCCAAAGGGAUUGGAAGCUUUUAAAAGCUUCAUGUAUUACAAUUCGAAUGCAUUUGUGUUCUCGUCGGCCACUAUGCUAUUCCACUUUAUAAUUUCUCUUUUCUCCAAUUCGCGACUAGUGAAUCUAAGGUAUCGCAAUUUCUUUAUAACAGUUUCUGUAUCUUUGUCCAUUUACUACUAUUUGUUAGCCUAUAAGAUGGGUACAAAAGCACUGCUAUCUGAGAAGAAAGAGCUAAAUAGUCUGAAGAGUGAGAACAUUGAUUUGAAUGAUAUAGUCCCUACAUUCUGUUUCACUGUCACGUUGCUCGUUUACUUUGGUUGCUUAUUGUGGUUAUAG
This is a messenger RNA of Humulus lupulus (European hop), 1824 nucleotides long. RefSeq names its product ankyrin repeat-containing protein NPR4-like. Gene Ontology annotation, cellular component: plasma membrane. Bases 1 to 1824 code for a protein of 607 amino acids. The record is from RefSeq and is a predicted model, not a curated record. Gene Ontology annotation, molecular function: protein phosphatase regulator activity; protein phosphatase 1 binding. The transcript is spliced from 4 exons. NCBI's taxonomy places the organism in Eukaryota, Viridiplantae, Streptophyta, Magnoliopsida, Rosales, Cannabaceae.